Elgaria multicarinata webbii is the source of this 3632-nucleotide messenger RNA. It is a transcript of the gene CCDC158, whose product is annotated as coiled-coil domain containing 158. Lineage: Eukaryota; Metazoa; Chordata; Lepidosauria; Squamata; Anguidae. The record is from RefSeq and is a predicted model, not a curated record. The transcript has 26 exons. The coding region runs from base 1 to 3534 and encodes 1177 amino acids.
AUGAGCAAGAACAUUAAAGAGCUACGGGAAGCGCUGCAACGGCAAACCCAAGAGACCUUGAAACUCCAGGAAGAAGCAACCAAGUUCUCAGUGGAAUCCAUAACGCGGCGAGAAGGGGCUUCCUCUCCUUCCAACUUGACAAGUUUAGGUGCUUCCGUUCCAUUUAUAAGCAGCGCGAAUCUACCGUCUUCCAGCAAGCGCAACUCAGUGAUGGAGGGCUCCGCUUGCUCCACUCCUACUUCUGCUGGCACCAGCCCUCCCAAACUCUUGUUUUCUCAAUACGAGUUGGACAUUGAGACCCUGAAAAAACCCACUAGUUAUCCCAGGAAAGAACAGAUCGAUACCAUCUUGGAAGAAUAUGCUCAGCAAGUCAGAGAUCUUCAGAAGAGGCUAAGUGAAGCUACAGAACAACAUGAGCAACAGAAAUUCACUUUCAGACAGACAAUAAUUGAGUUGCAGACAAACCUUCGGGAGGCAAUAAGGGAAAAAGACUCAAUUACUGAUCUCAGACGAAGAGAGUCCCAAACCCAAGAGGACCUCAACUGCAAGCUGAAGACCACAGUUAAUGAGCUGCAGACAGCCAACCUGCUUCAGGAGGAGAUGCUGAAGGAAGCCAACAACCAAGCAGAGCAUCUGAAGAAGAUGAUACAGGGCCAUGAAGAUGUGCUCCAGGAACUCCGGAAUGUCCUAUUGAAUUACGAAGAGAACACAGGCAAGAAGAUCUAUGAACACGAGAGCAUCACCAACCUCCAUGUCUGCAACUUGCCCUCCGCUUUCGGCAAAGUCCUGCGAGAUCUAGACGCAGAGAUGUGUCGUCUCAGAAGCAGGCUUGUCCCACUGGAAGAGCAAAUGGAAACGAUGAAGAGAGAAUCGCAGUCCAAGACCGAGCUUUUGCUCCAUCAGCAUCAAGAGAGUGUUGAGAGGCUGAUCAGUGAACAUGAACAGGAAUUGGAAAUACUGAGUGAAAAAGCGAAUGCUUCCCUCAGCCAUGCAAGCAAUAUCCAAAGCCAGAUGGAAAUCAUUCAAGAGCAAGCAAGAAACCAGAAUGCAUUGUACAUGCGCCAGAUCAAUCAGCUCGAAAGCACGGUGUCUCAGCUGCGUUCCGAGCUACGAGAAUCAAGGAGGAUGUCUCAGGACAAGAUAGAAGAUCUGGAGAAACAGCUGCACCUGGUUCACUCCGAGAUGGCUGAGGCUCAGAUCGAGAGGGAUCAGUACAGCCAGGAAUCUGGAAACUUAGACGAUCAAGUUCAGCAACUGGUGAGUGACCUGCAUAAGAAAGAUAUGGAGCUCAAUUUGGAAAAAGAGCAGAAUAAGCGGCUCUGGGAUCGAGACACCGGCAGCAGCAUCACCAUUGACCAUUUGCGAAGAGAACUGGACAACAAGAACAUGGAGCUGCAGCGCAUGGAUUCCCUCGUGAAGUCCAUGAAGAUGGAGUCUCAGGGACAAAUCGAACGUCAGAUGUCUGCCAUUAGAGAGAAGAAUGAAAGCGUAGAGAGGGUGGCUUCCAUGUCUGCCCAACAAGAGUCAACGAAGGACAUGCUCCAUAAAGUUGUCGAAGAGCUGACCGAAAAGAAGAUAAGCUUAGAGGCCAGCGAGAAGCAUGUGGCUGAGCUGACCGCGUGCCUGCAAGAGAAAGAAAGCGUGAUUGAAUCAACCAACGAGGAGAUCCAGAAGCUCCGUGGGCGGGUGGACAGCAAAUUGCAAGAGCUCCAUCAGCUGAAGAGCGAGGGCGAUUGCCUGCGGAGCGUGCAGUCCGAGUGUGAGUCCUUGAAGCUGCAGCUGAUGGAGAAGGAGAAGGUGGUGGAGAUCCUACAGAAGCAAAUCGAGAACAUGACCCAGAUUGUAGGCCAGCACAGCCGGACAGCCGGCGCGAUGGAGAUGGAAAAGUCUCAGCAUUUGAAAGAAAUUAGCGACAAGAAACUGGAGCUCCAAGAACUGAAGAUUUUGCAGGACAAGAAGGAUAGUCACAUCCGUGAGUUGGAGGCCAGCGUGAGCGAGAUGGAAUUGGAGAGGGUGAAAUUGAUGAACUCGAGCUCCGACAGGCUCCGAGUACUAAAAGAGAUGAAAUUAGAAAGAGAAGAGCUUGUGAAUGAAAUAAAAACCAGUCGCAUUGAGCUCGUUGCACUUGCAGAGGAAACUGAAGUUCUAAAAGCUGAUUACCGAGAGAAAAGUGAAGAGCUGGAAGCUACCGUGACCAAGCUGAAAGUGCAGCUGAAGACCGCUCAAAUUGAACUGGAGCAAACCAGGGCCACCUUGAAAACAAUGGAAGGGUCUGACGGCCACGCAAUGAAAGUUGCAAUGGGGAUGCAGAAGCAAAUCACAGCCAAACGAGGACAAAUAGACGCUUUGCAGAGCAAGAUUAAGUUCUUGGAGGAAGCCAUGAACAACGCAACCAAGGAAAAGCAUUAUUUGAAAGAAGAGAGACACAAAUUAAGCCAGGAACUUGGCUGCAUGGCUUCUUUGAACAACAAAAUGGCAGGAGAGUUGGAGAUUGUAAAGUCACAGGACAAGCGCUUGAAAGACAAGCUUGCUACCAUGGAGGCAGCUCUGGACAAGGCAUCUAUGCAAUUUGCAGAAUGUCAGUGCAUUAUGCAGCGGCAGGAACAGGAAGUGAUGCGCUUCAAGCUUCAACACACUUUGGAUGUAAAAGAGUUACAGGGCCCAGGAUAUACACUGGGACCCUCUGCAAUGAAGCAGCGCCAUUCAGCCUUGCCUCACUCCCACCCAUCCAGCGCUCCAACGUCCCAAUCCUUUGCAGGCCACAUCACUCUCAUGCAUUCCAGACCUAACUCUGCUAAAGAGGACCCGUUGCGAGAUUUAAAGCACCUACUUCAUGAAUUGCGAAGUACAAUCGAUGAAAUUCCCUCUACAAUUCUUCCCAGAAGAGAAAGUGACAGCGAGAGUGACUCAGUUAUAGAAGGCCCUACCCAUAUAUUAGACCUUGCGAGCAGAGAAUGCGUUGGCAGAAGAUCAUUUGAUUCUUACAGCAGGGAGGCUGCAGUCAGAGAUUUGCCUUCAGAUGUCUCCACGGGGCAAGAGACUUUCAGCAGGGAACCUUUAAAGUUACACGUUGCAGACCUUGAGGAACAUGAUGCGACCCUCCCGUUCACAUCCAGCGCGUCUCAGUCGAUCUUCAGUUCCACUCCUCGUUUUACCUCUUCGAAGAAACUGUCUCCCGAGGAGAGGUAUAAAGAUAGGUCUCCCGUGCACUCGCUGUUAACUGCUCCGCUGGAUGACCUUAAGGCAACUCCUGCACCCUCUUUGGAGCGCCGGUCGAGUCUGAAGAAGAGUGGCUCCCCGGAAGCCACAGCCUCAGUCGCCAGUAGAACAAAUAUUUCCUUUUCUACUGGUUCGUCUAUUCAGACAGGGGAAGCCAACGGAAAAGAAUGCAGGAAACUACAGAACAAGAUGGAGAGUCUGCAAAACCUGGUGGAAACGUUGCAGUUGAAAAACCAAGCCAUGUCUACAAUGAUCAGAUGCCAGGAAAAAAAGAUUGAGCAAGCCAAGGAAAAGGAGAAGAAGCUGUCCAAAUGAAACGUGGUAUGGUUUUUAAUCACUCAGAUGUAUCUAGAUUGUGCUCUGUUGAAUGGAAUGUUAAGAGCCUACUGCAACUGUGUAAUAAUAAAAGUUGA